AUGAAUUACAUGCAGCAGCAGCAGCAGCAGCAGCAGCAGCAGCAGCAGCAGCAGCAGCAGCAGCAGCAGCAGCAGCA
This is a messenger RNA of Spirometra erinaceieuropaei, 77 nucleotides long. Lineage: Eukaryota; Metazoa; Platyhelminthes; Cestoda; Diphyllobothriidea; Diphyllobothriidae. The record is from the annotation of a GenBank genome assembly.